Molecule: messenger RNA, 3216 nt
Organism: Phytophthora nicotianae INRA-310
Lineage: Eukaryota; Oomycota; Peronosporomycetes; Peronosporales; Peronosporaceae
Exons: 4
Coding region: 1-3216 (1071 amino acids)
Biological process (GO): microtubule-based movement
Molecular function (GO): microtubule binding; microtubule motor activity; ATP binding
Source: RefSeq, a predicted model, not a curated record
AUGGAUGCAAAUGAGACAACAGGACCUACGGGAGGUACUAGCAAGGAUAAAGAGACUGUAAAAGUGGUGGUGCGUUGCCGACCGCUAUUCGGCAAGGAGCUCGUCGAAGGUCGAAAAUCGAUCAUAACUUUGGAUCAAGCGGCAGCCUUGAUUUCACUCAAAUGUCCCGAUAAUGGUCAGAUCAAGUCCUUCACGUUCGACUCUGUUUACGAUGAAAACACGUCCCAGCGACAGUUUUACGAUGAGUCCGGGUACCCGCUAGUAGAGUCGAUCUUUGACGGCUACAAUGGCACGAUAUUCGCGUACGGACAGACAGGUUGUGGUAAGACACAUACCAUGCAGGGGAAAGAUUCUCCUCCAGAACUGCGUGGUGUCAUCCCAUUAUCUUUCGAUCAUAUUUUUGAUACGAUCAAUGCGGAUACAACGAGAGAGUACAUGGUUCGAGCGUCGUAUCUGGAAAUCUACAAUGAAGACAUUCGUGAUCUUCUCAACGAUGACGCUAAGAAGAAAUUGGAUCUGAAGGAGUCUGCAGAUGGAACAGUAUACGUGAAGGACCUUACAGAAAUUGUGGUCAGGGAUGUAGAGUCUAUGAACAAUGUCAUGAGUCGAGGAUUCAAGAACCGAACUGUUGGGGCUACUCUCAUGAAUGAAGGCUCGUCUCGAUCUCACUCCAUCUUCACGGUAGUAGUCGAGACAAGCGAAACUAUCGGAGGACAAGAUCAUUUCAAGGCUGGGAAGUUGAAUUUAGUAGAUCUAGCAGGAAGCGAGCGUCAAAGUAAAACCGGUGCCACGGGCAAUCGUCUUAAGGAAGGAUGUAAGAUCAACUUGAGUUUAUCGGCAUUGGGUAACGUCAUUUCAGCACUUGUAGACGGCAAGGGCAAGCACAUUCCGUACCGAGAUUCAAAACUUACGAGGUUACUGCAAGAUUCCUUGGGUGGCAACACCAAAACUCUCAUGGUGGCUGCCGUAAGCCCAGCAGACUACAACUAUGACGAAACACUCUCCACUCUACGGUACGCCAAUCGCGCCAAGAAUAUCAAGAACAAGCCCAUUGUGAACGAAGACCCGAAAGAUGCCAAGCUGCGCGAGUACAAAGAAGAGAUCGAACGGUUGAGAAAAAUGCUCGAGUCCCAAACACAAGCGAGGGGCAAUGAAUUGAGUACAUCAAGUAGACUGGGAACCCCGUCACGACCUCUUUCUAAUAGUAACAGCGCAGAUCUAGCUAAAGAGCGUCAAGAGAUCGCAAAAUACCAACAAGAAGCUGCAGAAAUGCUUGAACGAGCCAAACGAAUGAUGGACGAGGCGAAGGCUUUGCAAGCUCAGAAUCAAGCGCAACCACCAGAUCCAGCAAAGGAUACAGAAGUUGUUGUUCAAAAGCAAAAAAGUACUGGUGUAUUGGGGAAUUUGCAGCCUCUUUUGGGUCUUUUUGGCAAGCAAGAAGCUAAGCCAGAACCAGUUGGAGACACUGCACCACCACCUGCUGCCACUGAGGAUCCAGCUAUUAAGCAAGCGAUGCAUGAAGCCGCUCAGAUCGACGCACAAGCGAAAGAGAUGAUGGCAAAAGCCGAAGCUAUGAUGAAAGAAGCUGCUCAACGGCAGAUUGCUCAACAGGUAGAAGUCGUAGUGAAAGAAGUGAUCCCAGAUGCACACGCGAAGGAGCGAGACGAGCUUCGUGAACUGAAUCAAGCAAUCCUAAACCAACGAGAUCGAAUUGGCCAGGAACUAGAACAAACACAAGUGGCGAUGGAGGCCUAUCUACGUGAAAAGGAGAUGCUGCAUGCCAAACUUAAGAAGAUCGAGAGCCAUAUCCUCGGAGGUGCAUCCGGUUCAUCGUCCACGCGUGGGUCCGCUAAUGGCCACGAUGCCGACUCCGAGGUAGCAUUACUAAAGCAGCAGGUGGAGUAUCGACGGGCACAGAUUAAACUACGCGAGAAAGCCAAGAAACAAGCCAAAAAUGAGGCAAUGCGACGAGCUCUCGAGUUGGAGAAGCAACAGGUUGAAGAAGAGUUGAAGACAGCGCAAGAAGCCGCUCAAGCGAGCUUGGUUGCAGCCCGCAAGAAAGAGGCCAAAUACAAAGCUAAGCUCGAUGCCACGAGACAAGAGAUCGCUGAUCUUAACAGCGAGUUUGAACACGAGCGUGAGAACUUGUUGGAUACAAUUCGAGAGCAGACCAAAGAGGCGAAGUUGUUGGAACAACUUGUUGAACUUUUCUUGCCGCAGAACGAACUGGUUAAAGUGUGGGAACGAGCAGUGUGGAGUGAAGAACGAGAGGAAUGGAACCUGCCAAAGUUGAAGCCACGUAGCGACUUCCACAUGAUCAAACUCCCGACACUAGGAGGUGCUGGUAUUGAAUCUGGAGGUGCGGAGGUGGUGGUUGAAGAGGAAGUAAAUGGUCGACAGAGCAGUGCAGGAGCUACCGGUCACGCUACGGUGCGUUCAUUGGGGUCUUCAUCGAGUACCAAGCGAAAAAAGAGUGGUGUUUCACGGCCAUCUUCACAGAAUGUUGCAGCGAUUAGCCCCUACGAAGAAGGGUUUACAGGCCACACGCCUGCUACUACUGCUCGUCUUCCUAGUGCUAUUCACACUAGUCGACCGGACAGUAAAGCUGCUUUAAUCGCUAGAGGAAUGAGUCCGCAUAACAGCUCGAAUGGCAGUAAAGAACGGCGGAAAGUCAAGGAGAAAGAGAAGAGUUCUGGUACUCACCAACGUCAACCUCAAGAGCAAGAGCCUCAAAUUGCUAGUGCAUAUGAAGCUCCAGGGGCGAGUCACUAUUUCCCUGGAGAGGAGGAUCUACUGACCCCAUUAUCGGGUGAGUAUCAGCCUCGUGAUCGAUUGCAGUCACGUCAAGGUUCUAGACAAGAAUCGCGACAACGAAGUGGAAGUACCAGUGGGAAUACCAGAGCAGGCAUGGGUCAGUUAGAGCACACACCUCCAGCCGCUACAACAGAGAAGGCACGAUCUGCCAGUCGAGGAGAUAACGGAAGUCGGCAAGGGAAUCAUCGACAUCGUCGAAAGGAGCGACAAGAAGACGAAGCUGAGGGGAACGGGAUCGAACCUGGUGAAGCUCCGACCACAAAGAAGAAAACUAAACACUCCAAGAAGAAGAAAGAGCGUCGUGACAAGGCAGAAAACGGUGAAAUACCAGCAGAUUCGGCCAUCGACCACUACUCAUCUCUGCCUAUAGACACCAAAUACUCGAAAAGUAAUGAAAAAUAG